Messenger RNA from Tetrahymena thermophila SB210, 2097 nucleotides. RefSeq lists its product as hypothetical. Gene Ontology annotation, biological process: DNA-templated transcription initiation; regulation of DNA-templated transcription. Lineage: Eukaryota; Ciliophora; Oligohymenophorea; Hymenostomatida; Tetrahymenidae. The transcript has a single exon. Gene Ontology annotation, molecular function: DNA-binding transcription factor activity. The record is from RefSeq and is a predicted model, not a curated record.
AUGAGCUUUGAUAAUUACUCUCUUGUUUCCAUGGAAGCUAUGGAAGCUGAUUAUUAAUAAAUUUCUUGCAGUGCAUAAAUUUGCUUUGAAAAUUAUUUGUAAGAAGGAGAAAGAAAAUAGAUUUUCAAGGAAAAUUUGCUUUCUCUUUCCUAAUUUCACUCAUAAUAGUUUGAUCAUGGCACAUUGAAUGGAGUUAAAAAAUAUUGUAGCUUACCUGAAUUUGUUGCUUGCAAAUAUGAUCAGAAAAGCUUAAACAAAAAAUUUAUCAUAAAAUCUGCUAAGAUCAAAUAAUAAUAAUAAUAACUAAUAAAAAUGAAUGAUGUCAAAUAUUUGAUUGAAAGGAUGAAAAGAAUUUAUUAAUUGAAAUAAUUACUCAGUUCGAAUGAGCAGAAAGCUAUGGAAGUAGAAUCAUAUUUUAGUAGUUUAAAAUCUAAAAUUUAACAAAACAUUUCAUACUUCGAUAAAUAUUCUUCUUUUUGGAUUAAAAAAAUACUUGAUAACUAAAUGAAUAAGCAAAUACUAAACCACUCAAUAGAAUAUCAAAAAGAAAUACAAAUCUAAAAUGAGACAAUAAUUGAAGAAAUCAACCACAUCAAAUUCGAGGUUAAGUUUUGUUUAGAAAAAUUAAGAGAAACUCCCAUCUUUGCAGAUAUUUGCUAAAAAAUUCUAAUAAAAUUAGAACAAAAUAAAUUCUCUAAUAAAGAAAUGAAUUAAUCUCAAUCUGAUUUAUUUUUUACAGAAAAAAUUUAUUCAUCCUAUGAGAUAAAUGAAUAAGAAGAAAAUCAAAGUUAAUUUGAAACCCAAGAUACUUUAACAUGCUUGGACUCUGAGAUCAACUAAGGAGAAUUAAAAAACUAAUAAAUGUAAAACUUCAGAUUAUAAGUAGCUUUUGCUGGUGUCAAUUAAUAGAACCUCUGUUAAUACAUUUCUAAAUAAAAUAUGUCGUUAAAAGAUUAAAAAUCCUUUUGCGAGGAGAAUACUGGUAUAGUUGCUUUUUCAACUGCACUAGUUCUAGUAUCUUAAAAAAUUCCUGGUAUUGAUUUAAUUUCACUUGGUUGCGUUGGAUUGAUCUAAUCAAUUGUUAACUUCAGUAACCCUCACAGAACUCUUUCUGGUUGUCUUAGAGAGCAAAGUAUUCUGAUGUCCUAAAUCACUGUAUGUGGAGGUCUUGGAUUAACUGGAGCAGCUAUAGGUUAGGCUCUUAUUCCUGUCCCUGUUUUAGGAGCUUUAGUUGGAGGCUUAGUAAUGGAAUUUUUUGGUAUUUAUUUUUCUUCCAAAAUCAAAGAUUGGAACAUCUCUUCAAAAUAGUAAAAACAAUGCAAUUUCUUUGCUGAAAAUAAUGUUGAAGUAUGUGAAUCUAAUCUAGAUCAAUACUACGAAAUAUUAGACAUCAAAAAAGAAUCAUUAAAAGACAAGAUUGUUCUUCCUAACUAAAACUCAUUGAAUAAUUUACUUGGAAGAAGCAGUAAACAAAUCUAAACAGAAAAAACUUUUGGAGAUAUUGAAAAAUUUUAAAUAUAUCUCCUUUAUUGCUUAUCAUACAUCGGUAAUACAAUAUGGAAAAAUAAUAAAGAAAUAAUGGAAGAAGAAGAAGUCUUUAAUGAAUUAUUUGAAUUAUAAAAUAAUUUGGAAUCCUUCACUGAGUACUUUGAUUUUGAUUAUCUGUCUAUUGGAAAAAAUCUUCAUAAAAUUUUUGAUGAACUGAAAUAAAAGUUAUCUGUUGAUGACAUUAAAAAAAUAAUUGAAGAAAUUGACCCUCUUUAUAUAAAUGGCAACAAUCUUAUUUAAUAACAACAAAAAAAUUCUGUGAUAAAAUACUGCAAAGUAGAAAAAUUUGCUUAGCUUUUGAAAGAAAAAAGUAUUGAUGAAAAAAUAAUUAUUGAGUACCUUCCUAAAUCAAUUUAUAUUUUGAACUCAAACUAAAAACUAGAUCUCUGGUGUACUUAUAUUUGUAUCUAGCUUUUAAACCCAUCAUAUGUCUUCUUAGAUAUUUUCAUGAUGAAAGUCAAUUUCUAACUUGAAUCUAAAAAUUUAUUCUUUUUAGACACAAUUGAUUAAUAUUACCCCAUCAUUAAAGAAAUGUUCGAAGAAAUUUGA